Molecule: messenger RNA, 2538 nt
Organism: Verticillium alfalfae VaMs.102
Lineage: Eukaryota; Fungi; Ascomycota; Sordariomycetes; Glomerellales; Plectosphaerellaceae
Product: protein kinase byr2
Exons: 3
Coding region: 1-2538 (845 amino acids)
Biological process (GO): protein phosphorylation; signal transduction
Molecular function (GO): protein binding; protein kinase activity; ATP binding
Source: RefSeq, a predicted model, not a curated record
AUGGCCAUGCUGGCUCCAAAAUCGUCGUUCCCCGCGGGCUUGGGCUCCAACAGCUCCAACAUGGUCGCCAGUAACAUGUCUCCCGCCUCCGUCGGCCCCUCCAGGAGAGCGCCCACUCUGCCCAAUUCGACUGCCUCUUUCGCCAGCCCGACCGAGUCCGAGUUCUCGGAAAGCGAAGGUCCCGACGCCGUCAAGAAUUGGGACGAGGAGCGUGUCGCCGAGUACCUCAGGAGUGUCAAGUGUGGCGAGUACGAGAAGCUUUUCAGGAAAAACCACAUCAACGGCGAGAAUCUACUUGAGCUCGACAAGAAUGUCCUCAAGGAAAUGGGUAUCGACAAGGUCGGCGACCGCGUACGCCUGUUCCUUGGCAUUAAGAAGCUGAGAACCAAGGCCUACGCAAACCAAAAGAAGAGGAAUAGGGACUCCUUCGGUCUCCUCGACUCCCAGUACAUGGCCUCUGCCAACUCGCCUCGGCCCUCUGGCCCUUCGACGUCGUCCUCCGCCGGCCGUGGCAUGCCCACUCCUCCGAUGAAUAAGCGCUACUCGCGCCAGAUCGACAUGCCCCUACCUCUCGAUACCUCGAAGUCCUCCUCGCGCCCCAGUUCUCCUCUGCCAGGCUCCGAUGCGCGCCAGGCUCGUCAGCGCUACGGCCAGAGCCCCGGCUACAUGAGCAACGCUGGCCCCAAUGCUUCUUCAAGAUCGCCGCACGAGCUGCCCCAGGCUAAUCGAUUGGUAACAUCUCACCAUACCAGGAAUCAGUCCAGUAUGGAUGGCUCACUGAUGGCUGGUUUACCGCAGAAUCAGGAAGUUAUUCGUGUCAUCUCCACCGGAGGCGUGACCAAGGUUGUCAAGAUUGCCGACUGCAACACGUGCGAAGAAGUCAUGCGCGUCACACUACGCAAGUUUGCUCUGCGCGAGGACCACGAGAGGAAUUAUUGCUUUUGGGUCCUUGCUGGCGUUGAUCCCGACCCUAGCCAGUGCCGUCGCCUCGGCGACACCGAACUGUGGCGCAUCAUCAAGGACCAGAAGCGUCCCGAACGAAACCGCCUCAUCCUACGCCGUGUGCCCGCUGGCGAGCCUGGCAUGUCAGAGCUGGAGCGGGCUGCCGGCAUCGCCGUCGAGGAGGCACAGCAGAACCAUGUCCGUGCCCUCGAGUCGGUCGAUAAGAGGAGUCAGCUCAAGGUGCAGAACCUUCUGGGCGAACGCUGGAACGACGAACUCCAGCAUCCUCUCUCGCCCGUUUCCUUCCAGGACCGCGAGCCCGUUUUGAGUGUUGCGAGCAACCUGAGCUUUGCCUCGAGUAUUGCCGACGCUCCGCCCAUUCCCACAAUCGCCGACACAUGGUUGACCGCCUCGGCUCAGGCGGCGAAACCCCUGAACCAGGCAGCCCGCCAAGCAGCCCGCAACACCCAUGCAUACCGCGACUCGGUCACGUCGUCGGUGCUUGACACCCUCCAGGAGGAGUCACCCAUCGAGCCCAACCGCAAGUCUUACGUUUCCUUCGCCGACAGCAAUUCGGAUACUGCGGCGGUGAGCGUCACUGAUCCCGACGGCAACAUCACAAGGAAGAGCUUCUUCGAUGGCGAGUCCACAAUCUCCACGGGCUCCGGGUCUGUGGAGCAGCUCACUCAGGCCCUAAACGAGGAUGGCGAGGACGAAGACGAGGAGCUCCAGAGCUUCCUUGCCGGCGAGUCCUGGUCUGAUGACAAGUGGAUGAAGGGUGCUCUCAUCGGCCAGGGUUCCUUUGGCUCCGUCUAUCUUGCUCUGCACGCCGUCACCGGCGAGCUACUUGCUGUGAAGCAGGUCGAGGCGCCCGCUCCCGGUGCCAACAGCCAGAGCGAUGGCCGCAAGAAGAGCAUGAUCGAAGCUCUCAAGCGCGAGAUCAGUCUGCUCCGUGACCUCCGACACCCCAACAUUGUGCAAUACCUAGGCUGCAGCUCGUCGUCCGAGUUCCUCAACAUUUUCCUUGAGUACGUCCCGGGUGGCUCCGUGCAGACCAUGCUUAACUCGUAUGGUGCUCUGCCCGAGCCACUUGUGCGUAGCUUUGUCCGACAGAUUCUCACUGGUCUCUCGUACCUGCAUAACCGCGACAUUAUUCACCGAGACAUCAAGGGUGCCAACAUCCUCGUCGACAACAAGGGAACCAUCAAGAUUUCUGAUUUCGGUAUCUCCAAGAAGCUCGAGGCAUCCAACAUUCUCAGCGGCGCGAACAACAACAAGCAUCGUCCCUCGCUUCAGGGUUCUGUCUUCUGGAUGGCGCCCGAGGUUGUCAAGCAGACGUCUUAUACUCGCAAGGCGGAUAUUUGGUCUCUCGGCUGCCUUGUCGUCGAGAUGAUGACGGGCUCCCAUCCCUUCCCCGACUGUACCCAGAUGCAGGCUAUCUUCAAGAUUGGCGGCGCCAUGGCUGCGCCUACCAUCCCGGAGCACGCCAGCCCCGAGGCACAGAAGUUCCUCGCCCAGACCUUUGAGAUUGAUUACAACCUUCGCCCAAGCGCCGACGAGCUCAUGCUCAGCCCCUUCCUGGCGCCCAUCACUUGA